AUGACCAAGUGGAAGGUCAGCCAAUCUGCUCCGCCCGAUCUGACAGCUUUUGAGAAGCGCUCGCGGCUAGCUCACCGCCCACCUGCGCUGGAACGGCACACGCUGCAGAGCUACGAUGAUCUCGCCGACGUGUUUACGCACGCUCGCCGCCAAUGGAUUGAUCAGUUUCUUCAAGAUCAAGGCUUGGGUGCCCUGCUGGCCGCGCUUCCACAUCUGGCCCAAGAGGGCAUAUUUGCCGCCACCAAGAUCAACAACGUUGUGCGCGCCGUCUACGCUAUCGUCAACCAUCGUGCUACUCUGGAUCGCUUGCUCGAAUCCGAGGAUGCCCUCAACAACCUCGUGGCCCUCUUGUCCAGUAACCACGACAUGGUCUCCCGCCUUGUCUGGGAGAUUUUAUCCGUUUUGGCCAUCUAUUCGGAGGAGGGCAUUGGUCAUGAUCGCGUGUUGGGCGCGCUCGACUGGUACCAAAGCACAUACGGCACGCCACACUACCUAUCACCCCUCCGCAAGACCUUUAAAGAUGCGGAUACGGUCGAGUCUCUCCGUAUGGUAGUUGGUUUUGUCAACGCCAUGCUCAAUGGCGCAAGCGGCAUCCAGAAGCGCGUCAUGCUUCGACAAGACCUUUUGGAUGUGGGCAUUAUCGGGAUGUUUGAACGGGCCGAACACACCUACAACGACAAUGGCCUUCACACGCAGCUCGAGAUCUUCUUUCGCGGCAUAGACGAUGAUAUGCGCGAGAGUACAAAGCGCGCCGAGUCCAAGCGUGGCGGCACCUCGACGGCCGCGUCACUCUUCGCAGCCGUGCUGGAAAAAGCCAAGGCUGCUGCUUGUGCAGACUCGAUUGAAAAGCUGCUAUCAGCCCUGUACGGUGCUGGAGACGAUCUCUCAACGACGCGGGCAGUAUAUGCAUUUGUGGCCAGUCAAGCACAAAAAGGUCUCUUGCUUUCGGGUGGAAAUGGCAGCCGCACUGCUUCAUUGCGCAUGAAGUCUUCUUUGCAGCGACAAGGGUCGAAAGAUCUGGAUAACCUGCGCAACUCGGUCCGCUCCACUUCAUCAGUGCCGGACGGUGAAAGAAGCUCAAUCGCCAUUCAAACGGACAACGAUGUCUUUGCAGAGCCGCCAAAGGCUCCAAUGCCGCCCACUGCUCCGCCUGCUCCGGGAGGACCCGAGGCUACAGGUACCACAGCAAGUGCCCCGCCCCCACCGCCCCCACCACCACCUGGCGUUUCAGGAGGAGCACCACCACCCCCACCACCACCGCCGCCAGGAGGUUCGGGCGGGGCACCACCACCCCCACCCCCACCGCCGCCAGGAGGUUCGGGCGGGGCGCCGCCUCCGCCGCCACCCCCGCCUGGUGUGCCAGGCGCACCAGGUGCACCUCCGCCGCCACCUGGUGUGCCAGGCGCACCAUCAAUGGCCAACGCCAAGGUGUAUAAACCUGCUGUCGAGCCGUCGGGCCCUUGCAAGCGACUGGCAUGGAACAAACUCAAUGCCCGACAAAUUGAGCGGAGCAUUUGGGCCGUCAUCGAUGGUCAGUCGGACAUGCGGCUUGACCUGCACUACUCGGAAUUGCAAGACGAGUUCAAGGCUAAGGAGGCCAAAUCCCUCAACCGCACUACAACCAACAAGGAGAGCACUGAGCCUGCCAAGAUCUCCCUUCUCGACUCCAAGCGUUCGUUGGCCAUCAACAUUAUUUUGCAAACCAUCCACAUUGAUCAGGCCAAGCUAUUUGAUGAGCUCAAAAAUGGCGAUGGCAACUCUUCAGUCUUGGACGAGCCCGUGGUUCGUGGUUUGCAUAAGACCUUGCCCACGCCCGAAGAACAAGCAGCACUGCAAAGCUAUGAUGGCGAUGUGGCCCAGUUGGCCCCAGCUGAGCAAUAUCUGAUUCAGUUGAUCAAGGCGAGUCUCAAAGAUGUUUGGCUGAUGUUGACAGAUGUUUCCAGCGCAAUCCCUGAUUUUCAGCUGCACAUUGAGGCUCGUAUUUUGAUGUUUGAUAUUGAGGAUCUGGAGACCGAGUACAUUGAAAAUCUCAACACGUUCAAAGCGGCCCUUGAUGCCCUCGACGAUAGCCCGUGUCUCAUGAAGUAUCUCACUCUUAUCCGCGAAAUCGGCAACUUUGUCAACUUUGGCAGCUUUGCAGGUGGCGCCGCGGGCUUCAAGCUUCAAUCGUUACUCAAGCUGCGCGAGGUGCGGGGUGCCAAUGGAGUUACGCUCUUAAACUUUAUUGCUGCCAACUUAAACGAAGAGCAGCCACAACUGUUGAAAGAACUCGAAGCCUUGCUAUUGAACAAGCUCAAAAAGCUGCCUGCUGUCGACUUCGACACGCUUUCGGCAGACAUUCGCUCUUUAGCCAAUCGCACCAAGUCAAUUCAGCAGCGCUUGAAGGAUCGCGAUCAGAGCAAGCGCUACGAGCCAGUCUUGAGUCGCUCUGCCCGCCAUAUGGAGCGGCUGUGCUCCAAUUUGGAGGCAAUCACUGCCUCCUCCAAAGAUCUUGCUGCGUUUUAUGUCGCCGAGCCGGAUUCUCUUUUGCCCGUUUGGACGACCGCAAUUGAGCAGCUUCUGCAAUGCGUCACUCAAAACGAAGAGCGACGCCUCGCUGAGCAACAACGAGUGAGUCGUGAGCAGCAGGCGGAGGCGCGUCGCCAAUCUAAGCAGGACGUGCGGUCUGAGUUUAAAGAGAACAAUGUUGUCGAUGAUCUCCUCAAUCACAUCAAGAGCGGCUUUGCGGGCCACCGACCAAGCUACAAUUCUGCCAGACGCACAUCAGCUGCCGCGCCCAUGCAGCCCGAAAAUACGGUGGUUGUUCAAGUGCGCAAAGCUGCCGAUGGAGUGAUUCGUCGCCGUCGCAGGGUUAUGCGUCCCAGCUCGUCCACCAUCGACGAAGAGUCAGAGCCGGGAAGUGAGCCCCAGGAUACCACGCCCACCGCUCAGUUGAGCGACCGUCCCUCGUCAAGCAGCAGUACAAGUGGGACUUCGGGCCGACGGGAUUCGCGCAGUAUUGAAAGCAGCAUGCUGCAUUUUGAUUCACCAUCCGCACCGCGGGGGGCUGAACCAACGGGCAACCAGCCGCCACGCCGCACCAAGCCUCUUGCAGCAGUGAAGGAAGGAACCGAGGGGGCUUCAAGUCCCCCGACCCGGCGACGUGUCGGUACCAGCGGUGCCUUUGACACGGACGCGCCGCUGGGUGCCAGUGCCUCCACAGACUCUGAACGCAGACCGUCUUCGGACUCUGAACGUAGACCGUCUUCGGACACGAAGAUUUAUCCCCGUCGUUUGUCCAUCAACGAAGUGGAGGUUUAG
Molecule: messenger RNA, 3300 nt
Organism: Monosiga brevicollis MX1
Lineage: Eukaryota; Choanoflagellata; Craspedida; Salpingoecidae
Exons: 20
Coding region: 1-3300 (1099 amino acids)
Biological process (GO): actin cytoskeleton organization
Molecular function (GO): small GTPase binding; actin binding
Source: RefSeq, a predicted model, not a curated record